AUAGAAGUCGGUUUAAGACAUUGGAAUAUUCAUAGUUAGUCCUCUAUUUAUUUAUUCCUUUAGUUUUUUUUGUACUUUUUAUUGUUUUAAUUCGUUAUAUGCACUUUUUUUGCAUUUCCCACACUUUAAUGUUACAAAAAAAGCAGGCUGUCUUUUGACAUUAUACAAUUUAUUCCAUGGUUGACUUUUUUCUCAUUUUUAUUUUUUUUACUCUUUUUUAAAAAAUAGUUUUCCUUUGCUUUUUAUAUUAGAAUGGGUUAUUUACUUUUUAAUUUCUUCAUUUAUUAUAUUUUAUAUAUAUUUUUAAACCUAUUUUUCAUUUAGGUUUCUUUAUUUUACAGCAUUUUUUCAGCAUUUGUAACUAUUUUUUUCCAUUCUUUUUUUGCUUCCUUUCAUUUUUCAGUGCAGGCAAUUUUUUUAUAUUAUAAAUUUUAUUACCUGGUUUACUUUCUUCUCAUUUAUUUUUUUUCUCCUUUUUUUAAAAACAUUUUUUUUUUCACAAUUUCCCACUUUUUUUCUUACAAUGUUUUCAUAAAAGAAAUCCCAGAAAUAGAUAUAAUUAUUAUGGUAUAUAGUAUUACAUAUAUUAUAAUUAUUAAUUAUAAUAAGAUAAUAUUCCCUGUAUGAACAAAAUGUGAUUUAAAAUGCAAACUGAAAGGGAAAAAAGCUUGACACAUGAUUGGCUGAAACCGUGUAAAAUGAAAAUAGAGACAAAUACCCCCCCCCCCCCCCACACACACAAGUAUAUUUAAAAAAAGGAGUACACAAUAAGCAUAGCCAAUAGGAAAAAGGCCUCCCAAUCUUGAGGAGGGACAAGGGUGGUGGGAUUCAAACUAAGUCUGAAGGCUUUCCAGUCAGUGGAACACUUUCACACACACCCACGUACACACACCCACACACACACUCACACACACACACACACUGAGAGCUGAGCUAUGGUCUCACUGUCUUCAAGCUGUGGAGCCGCCCUCUAGAAGCCAAGAAGAGACAAAACAAUGACAGACAGCUUAGAAAUCAAAAAGCCUGAGGAUACUACAGACUUUGUUGUCAUGGAAACCGGAGCCUGGCAGCGGACACAAGGACCGCCGAUGGUGGAAUGACCUGCCCUGACCGCAUCCUCCACACGCUACCGUCACGCUGUGCAACUGUGCUGAGAGAAUGCUUUGGAGAAUAACCAUCCCAGUCCUACUGGCUGGAGUGCUCUGCAUCACCGUGGAGACCAAAAAGCCCCGCCCCCAAGGCUACAUCCCGUCCCCGUACAAGACGAAAGGGAACCUGUCCUCGGAGCGCCACCACCGGCUACUCCAGCAGAAACCCGAGGUGCUCUCCUCCAGCCGGGAGGCCCUGGUGGUGACGGAGCGUCGCUACCUGCGUAGAGACUGGUGCAAAACCCAACCCUUACGCCAGACCAUCAGCGAGGAGGGAUGCCGGAGCCGCACGGUGGUCAACCGCUUCUGCUACGGCCAGUGCAACUCCUUCUACAUCCCCCGGCACGUGGGUUCCCAGAGUCGAGGAAAAGGCUCCGGGACCGGAAGAAAAGGCAACAAUAAAAGCCAGGAACCGUUUCAGUCGUGCUCCUUCUGCAGGCCGCACCGCGUCACGCAGCUCACGGUGCAGCUGGAUUGCCCUGGCCUGCAGCCGCCUUACCGGCACCGCAAAGUGCAGAGAGUCAAACAAUGUCGCUGCAUGUCGGUGGACGUGAGCGGACAUGGAAAGCUGUGACGGCGGAAGUGGGAAUGCCGCUGCAAGGAACUGGUUCUUGUACCUCUUUCGAUGAAACACACAAUACCGCAACACUGAUUGAAGACUACAGGACAUGGUGGUACUUGGUUUGGACUAGACGUUGACUUUACAGCCUUAUAGUCCAAAACCACAAAAAAAACUGUUGGAGAUGUCGCCUGGACUUCUUAUUUUAUCUUGCUUUUCAGUGUCCUGAAUGCAACACGAUAUGUUUUUACUGUUUGGACACAAGACUGCGAACAAAAGACAAAAAAAAACAUACAGCUCAACUUGUCACCAGGAUUUGGUGGGAAAUUAAGCAAAGUUUUGUCAAAAUAUGAUAUAUUCUAUAUAUCAUAUUCACACAGCUCAGAAUACCAGAAUAUCAUUUUCAUACAGGGGUGCAACGAUAUGACGUAAUCACGUUUUGGUACGUACCAAAUGUCAAUUUGGUUUCUUCUGGGUACAGUAAGGGAAUACAAUGCAAAACAUAGAUUUUUUUAUGUUUUAAUGGUAAGAUUUUAAUUAUAUUUAAAAUGACACAUUAAAAAAUUGCAGUUAAUUAAUAAUAUUAAUUAAUUUAUAAUUUUUAAAAUUAAAUUAGAAAUAUGUUUUUAUAAAAAUAAAAACAUAAAUGUAAUUUAUGUUUUAAUGGUAAGGUUUUAAUUAUAUUUAAAAUGACACUUAAAAAAUUCAGUUAACUAAUAAUAUAAUUAAUUAAUGUAUGAUUUUUAUAUUAAAUUAUAAAUUAAUUUUUAUUAAUACAAUUAUAAAAAUAAAAAAAAUGAAUUCAAAAAAUAAAUAAAUUCAAGCUCCUUAUUGCCUAAAUCAGGGGUCGGAAAACUUUUUGACUCAAGGGCCGCAUUGAUUUAACAAAAGACUAUAUAUUUUACACAUAUAAUAAUUCAUAUAAUAAAACAGUUCAUCUGGAAUUAUUCUAUCUGUAAAAGUGUCAUGCUACCUGCUAUAUGUGCUUAUGAAAAUAUUUUUUUUUAAAUAAAAAAAGCUACCUAACCCAUCAAAAGGUUGGCUCAAGCCAGGUUGUGUGUUGAACGGGCGGGCCGUAUUUAAACACUUGGCGGGCCGAAUGUGGCCCCCGGGCCGUAGUUUGCCCACCCCUGGCCUAAAUGUACAAAUUCUCCAAAGAUAAAGUUGUACUGUUUCAUUAACAUAAUGAAUCUUAUGUUAAUCUAAACCAAAAUAAUUAAUCUAAUCUGAAAUUAAAUUAAAAUUAUAUGACAAUGUCAAAAUUAUCGAAAUAUUCAAAACAAAACAAAAACCUUUAAAUAUGUAACUUCUUAGCAUACUGUAUUUACAUUGGAAUGUUUUUAGCCAUUUCAACAAAUUGUGGGUUUUCAAGCUCUGGCUUCCCCUUGGCAUCAUCACUACUGCGUAGACACCUGCUACAAAGUCAUGUAUCCCGGGUGGGAACACUGUACACUUGGGUACCGUACCAUAAAUCUGUUUACAUGUACCGUUCCACCCCUAUUUUCAUAACAUAACAUUCUUUUUGAAUUGAGAAGCUCCCUUUUUUGUCCAUGUGAGAAGAGACCGUCCAUGUUUAGUCAAAGUGCAAUGCAAUAUGUUAUACAGUAUACACAUUUUAUCUUUGUGUGCAUAUGUGAAAAAUACAGUAUAUGAAUAAAUCUAUUUCAUGUGAAUUUAUAAUUUUUUUUUUUUAACAAGAAAAAAAAAAUUACACCCAAGUUAAAAUGUAAAUAAAUUCUUUUAUUCAAUAAAUAUAUCUUUUCACCGUCAAAAACAUAUACGGAAUGUCACAUGAUGCUCGUGUUUGGUUAGCAUAUCACACUGUAGAGCUGCAGAGGAUUUAACGCAUAAAGCACGCU
This is a messenger RNA of Doryrhamphus excisus (bluestripe pipefish), 3566 nucleotides long. It is a transcript of the gene grem2a, whose product is annotated as gremlin 2, DAN family BMP antagonist a. Gene Ontology annotation, biological process: animal organ morphogenesis. Lineage: Eukaryota; Metazoa; Chordata; Actinopteri; Syngnathiformes; Syngnathidae. The record is from RefSeq and is a predicted model, not a curated record. Gene Ontology annotation, molecular function: BMP binding; receptor ligand activity.